Anolis carolinensis (green anole) is the source of this 3358-nucleotide messenger RNA. RefSeq names its product sodium/glucose cotransporter 1. The transcript has 15 exons. Gene Ontology annotation, biological process: transmembrane transport; sodium ion transport. Gene Ontology annotation, molecular function: D-glucose:sodium symporter activity. The record is from RefSeq and is a predicted model, not a curated record. Bases 318 to 2303 code for a protein of 661 amino acids. Gene Ontology annotation, cellular component: plasma membrane. Lineage: Eukaryota; Metazoa; Chordata; Lepidosauria; Squamata; Anolidae.
UGAGCUCCCCCAAGGCCCGCCUUCCUUCUCGCCUUCUUUUCUUCUUUCCUUCCUUCCUUCCUCCCUAAAAAUAGCCCUUGGCCCGUCUUACCUGCCGCACCUGUGCCUUAACAAAGGUAGCGGAGGAGGAGGAGGAAGAGGUGAGCGAUUAGGGCCCCUCCGGAGAAGAGGUUUGAUCAUUAACCCCUGGCAGCGGAGGUGGCAAGAGAGAGAUUGAGAGAGAGAGAGAUUGAGAGAGAGAGAGAUUGAGAGAGAGAGGGAGAGGCUCCUUAUAAAACAGAAAGGAAAGGAAGACAAGGAAAGGAAGACAAGCCAGGAUGGAGGCCACCACGCUCCAGCAGGGCCUGCUGACCACCAUGGAGAAGGCCAAGAGCGAGAGGGUGGCCGUGGACAACGCGGCCGACAUCGCUGUCAUCGUCAUUUACUUCCUCGUGGUCCUGGCCGUGGGCCUCUGGGCCAUGUAUUCCACGAACCGUGGGACCGUCGGGGGCUUCUUCCUGGCCGGGCGCAGCAUGUCCUGGUGGCCGAUCGGGGCCUCCCUCUUUGCCAGCAACAUCGGCAGUGGCCAUUUUGUGGGGCUGGCCGGGACCGGGGCAGCGGCCGGGAUUGCCAUCGGGGGCUUCGAGUGGAACGCGCUGGUGAUGGUGGUGGUCCUGGGCUGGCUCUUUGUCCCCAUCUACAUCAAGGCCGGGGUGGUGACGAUGCCGGAAUACCUCAAGAAGCGCUUUGGGGGGAAGCGGAUCCAGAUCUACCUCUCCGUCCUCUCGCUCCUGCUCUACAUCUUCACCAAGAUCUCGGCGGACAUCUUCUCGGGGGCCAUCUUCAUCAAGCUGGCCAUGGGGCUGGACAUCUACGUGGCCAUCGUGAUCCUGCUGGCCAUCACAGCCCUCUACACCAUCACGGGAGGCUUAGCGGCGGUCAUCUACACGGACACCUUACAGACGGCCAUCAUGCUGGUGGGCUCCAUCAUCCUCACCGUGUUCGCCUUCAUGGAGGUGGGGGGCUACGACCAGUUUGUGGAGAAGUACAUGAAGGCCGUCCCCACGCUCACGGCCGCCACCGUCAACAUCUCCGAGAAGUGCUACACGCCGCGCCCGGACGCCUUCAGCCUCUUCCGGGACCCCCUCAGCGGAGACCUGCCCUGGCCCGGACUCAUCUUCGGCCUCAGCAUCCUGGCCCUCUGGUACUGGUGCACUGACCAGGUGAUUGUGCAGCGGUGCCUGUCUGCCAAGAACAUGUCCCACGUCAAGGCGGGCUGCAUCCUGUGUGGAUACAUGAAGCUGCUGCCCAUGUUCCUGAUGGUCAUGCCGGGCAUGAUCAGCCGCAUCCUCUACACAGACCAAGUGGCCUGCAUCGACCCCGAUGUCUGCCUGGAAGUCUGUGAGACGACGGUGGGCUGCUCUAACAUUGCCUACCCCUUGAUGGUGGUCAAGCUCAUGCCCAACGGUCUGCGGGGUCUGAUGCUGUCGGUGAUGCUGGCCUCCCUGAUGUCCUCCUUGACCUCCAUCUUCAACAGUGCCAGCACGCUCUUCACCAUGGACAUCUACACCAAGAUCCGGACCCGGGCCAAGGAGAGGGAGCUCAUGAUCGUCGGAAGGGUCUUCAUUGUGAUCCUGAUCGGCCUGAGCAUCCUCUGGGUCCCGGUGGUCCAGGAGGCCCAAAGCGGGCAGCUCUUUGACUACAUCCAGUCCAUCACCAGCUACCUGGGGCCUCCCAUCGCGGCCGUCUUCUUCCUGGCCAUCUUCUGCAAGAGGGUCAACGAGACGGGGGCCUUCUGGGGCCUGGUGCUGGGCCUCCUGAUCGGCCUCUCCCGGAUGAUCACGGAGUUCGCCUUCGGGACGGGGAGCUGCGCCCACCCCAGCAACUGCCCGGCCAUCAUCUGCAAGGUCCACUACCUCUACUUCGCCAUGAUCCUCUUUGCCAUCUCCAUUGUCAUCGUCCUGGGUGCCUCCUUCCUCACCAAGCCCAUCGACGACGUCCACCUGUAUCGCCUCUGCUGGUCCCUCCGCAACCGGACAGAAGAACGGAUCGACCUGGACGCUGAGGAGGACGUGGCCAAGAAGGAGGAGAUGGUCUACGAGGACCAAACCCUGCCGGAGCGAGAGCUCUCGUGCGGGCGGAAGGCGCUGAACUGGUUCUGUGGGCUGGACCAGGGCGGCCCCCGGCUCAGCCCCGCCGAGGAGGAGGCCCUGCGCCAGAAGAUGGCCGACACCACCGAGGACCCCUUCUGGAAGAGAGUCGUCAACAUCAACGCCAUCCUGCUCCUCGCCGUGGCCAUCUUCUGCCACGGAUUCUUCGCCUAGAGCUGCCGCCGGACUCUUGGCAUACGCGGGCGGAAUUGGCAUACAAUUUGCAUACACGGGCAACAUUUGCACACAAUCUGCAUAUAUGGGUGAAAUUUGUAUAGAAUGCAUAUGUGGCUGAAAUUUGCAUACAAUUUGCAUAUAUGGGCAAAAUUGGCAUAAAAUGCCCCUAGUGCAUGGGAUUUACAUACAUUGCAGAUUUGUGUCUAUUGCCAAAACUGGCAUAAAAUUUGCACACACUGGCAAAAUUUGCAUAAAAUGCCGCUAGUAUGUGAAAUCUGAAUACGUUGCAGAUUUGCAUCUGUUGGCUAAAUUUGCAUGAAAUCAGCAUAUGUGGUGAAAACUUGCAUAGAAUCUGCAUAUAUGGGCAAAAUUUGCAUUAAGUGCCCCUACUGCAUGGAAUUUGCAUAUGUUGCAGAUCUGCAUACAUGGGUGAAAUUUGCAUAAUAUUGGCAUAUGUGGGCAAAAUCUGCAUGUAUUGUCCAAAUUUGCAUAAAAUGCCCAAAUGUACAUGGAACUUGCAUACCCUGCAGAUUUCAAUAUGUUGACAAAAUUUGCAUAAAAGCCGCAUAUAUUGGCAAAAUUUUCAUACAAUGCCCAAAUGUGCAUGGAAUUUGCAUAUGUCACGAAUUUGCAAAUCAAAUGCCAUAAAGUGCUCAGAAGCGCAGAAUGGACCCCCAAAAAAGCUCCUUGAAAAUUUGCAUAAUUUCCUGCAUAAUUAAUAAGGGGAUUGAUAGACAGAAGGUGGUCCCAGGAGGCCCCUUCGAGGCGAAAGCAAGAAUAAUAAUAAUAAUCCUAUGGCAAUCAUCUUUUCCCCAUUGAUUUUUCUGUCUCUUUCCUUUUUUCCAACUAACUCACCUUCUGUUUUGUACAAAAAUGUGCAAUUUGAACAGAAAACGGGACUUUUGUAAUAAUAAUAGUAAUAAUAUAAUUUAUGAUAAUAAUAAGUACUUCCUUUGUUGUAAGGCUGGCCAGCAAACACUCUUUGCACUUUGUAUAAUGGCGCGAAGGAGGAAAAAAAAACCCAAAGAAAUAUAUAGAUGAUUUUUUAAAAA